CGUGCGGUUGCCCACGGUGUGGCGUGUUCUGCUGCAGUCUGCUCCCUGCCGCCGCGGAGUAAACUACAUGGACGAGAGCGAGAGCCACCGAGCCGGAGCGGACUAACCGGGGCGCGCGCGCAGAGCCGCUCGGUAAACCACCGAGUGACCAAAUCACGGCAGGGGGGAAAACAACCCGUCCGUUUCACCGGGCAAAGGCUGUCCGUGAACUCAGUGCAGCAGUGCAUUGUGUGUUUGUGUGUGUGUGUGUGUGUGCGGCAGGGAGAGCUCGGCGGGAAUGGCUUCAUCUCCGUGCGGCAACAGUAACUUUGAUUCCGGUCUGGAAAUCAAAACUCGCUCCGUGGAGCAGACGCUUAUUCCUCUAGUAUCGCAGAUCACAACCCUGAUCAACCACAAAGACAAGCCAAAGAAGUCUGAGCGCACUCAGGCCGCCAUACACAGGGUGGGCCAGGCAGUGAGCGUGGCCGUGGGGCGCUUUGUCACCGUGGGCGAGGCCAUCGCCACGGAGAACCAAGAGCUCAAGGAUGAGAUGGGACAAGCUUGCUUUGAGGCACGCAGAGCAGGCGACACCAUAGCCCAGCUGACGGAUGUGGGGCCGGCCUUGCCGGCCCUGUCAGACGGACCUGUCACGGUGUUCAGCGAUAGGACGGGGAUGGUGAAGGCCGCCCGCUUGCUCCUCUCUUCGGUCACUAAAGUUCUGGUCCUGGCCGACCGCAUCGUCAUCAAACAGAUCAUCACAUCCCGCAACAAGGUCCUGGUUACCCUCGACCAUCUGGAAAGAGUCAGCACCUUCCAGGAAUUUGUACAGAUUUUUAGCCAGUUUGGCAACGAGAUGGUGGAGUUUGCUCACCUUACUGGAGACCGACAGAACGACUUGAAGGACGAGAAGAAGAAGGCACGGAUGGCAGCAGCCAGAGCAGUGCUGGAGAAAUGCACCAUGAUGCUCCUCACAGCUUCUAAGACCUGCCUGAGGCACCCGGAUUGCGAGUCGGCGCGGAUCAACAAGGACGCCGUGUUCCACCGGAUGCGCUGCGCCCUGGAGCAGGUCAUCGAGAUCGUCACAGAGGCACGGAGCUGUGGGGAGAACAAGAUCCUUCCCGCCAGCAUCUAUAACGGCAUCAACAACUUCAAGUCCAGCGUGGAGUGCCUGCGAGAAAACCUAAACUCCCCGUCCCCCCAGAGCAUAAGCAGCCACCUGGAGGCCCUGGUGGAGCGGACGGAGGACUUCACUGAUUCGGCCUACACCAGCCACGAGCAGCGUCAGGCCAUCCUAGGUCUGUGCCAGCUGGCGCGCCAGGAGGCCCAGCAGCUGGUGCAAGCCUGGGCCGAGGCGCAGUCCGUCCAUGCCAAAGAAGCCACGGAGGACAUGGAGGUGGCCAUCCUGAAGACGUGCCAGAGCGCCAGCGAGCUCCGACGCGAGCUUCAUAAGGUGGCAGUCAUUCGCGCCGCUGACUUGCUCAAAGUUCACGGGGAGCAGUUGCCUCUGCGGGCCCUCAAGGCUGCAGGCGCCGAGGGGAACCUGGAGGCAGUGGCGGAGUAUUCUCGCACACUCACUGAGCAGAAGGAGCAGCUGGUGGAGACGUGUCGGCUGCUGUGCCACGUGUCGGGCAGCGAGCCUCUGGAGAUCACCUGCAUCCACGCUGAGGAGACCUUCCAUGUCAUCGGUCCACAGAUCGUGUCGGCUGCCCAGACGCUGGCGCUCCACCCGUCCAGUAAGAUUGCGAAGGAGAACCUGGAGGUGUUCUGUGAGGCCUGGGAGUCGCAGCUUUGCGACAUGGCCCUGCUGCUGAGAGAGAUCAACGACGUCUUCGAAGGCAGGCGAGGAGACAAAAGAUCUUAUGUGUCACUUCCCAGACCCGGGAAACUCUCAGCUAACCUGAAGACGGCCAAGGCUGUAAAGUUGGACGCAGAGGAGCAGACCAGCAUGGCCAAGCAGGGCCUGGAGCUCCGCCUGCUGUCGUCAGACGUGGACGCGGAGGUGGAGAAGUGGGAGGAGCAGGAGCACGACGUCGUGCGACAGAGCCAGAGCGUGGCCAGCAUGGCCCACAACAUGUAUCUGUUCACCAGAGGGGAGGGCCUGCUGAAAACAACAGUGGAUCUUUUUCACCAAGCUGAGGUUCUCUCUGAAGAGGGACUCCAGCUGUGCUCGUCUCUCCGCACUUUUUCCACUCAGCUAGUUGAUGAGGAGAAGUCGUUGGUGAUGACAGAGAUGGAGAAAAUGUUGUCAUUGUGCCAGCAGCUGCAGCUGGGAGCCAGAAGCCCAGUACAGGGCAAGACUGCCACCUUCCAGAAGGUGGAUUCAUCCAUACAGACAACCAGAGGCAUCUUGACUGUGGUUCUCUCGCUUCUACCGACUUGCAACAAGCUCAGCAGAAAGUACAAGUCACAGAGGAGUAGCCUGGGGUCCCUGCAGGACUGGAGAGAGAGGCAGGACGCAUCCACGCCGGUCAAAGAAGAGGAAACUCUUGACAAGGACAGCAAUGGCUUUGGGGUCAAAUCUCUGGAGCAACACAUAGUCGGGCUUAACCUCCUCGAGAGCAAAUAAUCCAGAGAAUAGUCUCCUCCCUUGGACGAUGUUGUCCCUUGACGCAGCACAUAGCCAACCUCCCUUUUCUGCAGACCAUCGAUUUCAGGAAAUACUUUACUCCCCUCAACCCCAUGCACACACCACAGGGAGCUAGAGCAGUUUGUGGUGAAGAUGGAUGUCUCGAGUCAUUUAGAGAUUGUAUUAGUUGACUGGAUGAUGAAGUGUGAGCUUUACAGAGCUCGCUGUUCCCAGGGGAACUUUGAAUCCAGGGUCGCUUUGUUACCUGAAGCACCAGUUUCACACGAGGCCACAAGAUGGAGACAAUCAGCCAGGACCAUGACUUUGCAGUGAGGCCCCUCACUGAUUUCCAAGUAACUUAUUAUUGAUUCUCUGGAAGGUUAGUCAAUAAACUGAUCAGAAAUCAGGGAAAAAAAAACUCCUAUUAAUGCUCAGCUUAGCCAUACAUCCGUCUUCACUAUGUGCCUCUGUGUUACAAGCCCAAUUGCUUCGUGCCGUAUUGUAAACGUGUUGCACAUGGUGGCCAAAUUUGCAAUCAUCACCAAACCUUUGUGUUUGAGUCUCUUGUGGUCUGUGUCAUGAGCUUGUAAUGUUGACACUUUUUCUGUAGUGUUAGAGAUAGUGGUACAUUGUGUCUGGUUCACCUCACUUGGUUAAAUUAGUAUUUAAAAAGUCAACCACACCAUAUGAUUAAUGACUACUUUUCAUACAGUGUUGUGGAACGCUAGACCUGUUAUUAAUCAGUUUAAUGCCAAAUAUGAUUAUUCUCAUUAGUAAACUACAAUUUUCAGCUUGCUACUAGUGUGAAAAAAUAAAGCUCUAACACAUCCAGUUUAAGUGACUGGAUGGGCCUGGUUUCUCUCCAAAAGUGUACCACUAAGAUACUUGAGGGAUGCCAGAAGCUUUCUUUAUGCUGUCCUGUUAUUAAAUCAGUGUUGUUACAUGCAGUCUUUAACAAAAAACAAACAUAAUUCUGAACUGGUACCGGCGUCAAUUGGAGUGUAUUUGUUAUGAAGACUAUCAUUGUGAAGCUGCCUUUAAGGCCAAUUUGUAAAUGGUGUAUGGUAUCUAUAAUAUGGUACUUGAAGAGAGCGCGCGGGCACACACACACACACACACACACACACACACACACACACACACACACACACACACACACACACACACACACACACACACACACACACACACACACACACACACACACACACACACACACUCCCCUAAGGUAAUGACUUUGGUACUAGAUGAGGUGUCAUAAUGCCCGAGAUGAUUAACAUACAUUAAGCUUAAGAGAUGCUCUGUACAGUGUGAGAGCAGCUGGGGAUGCCAGUCAUUGUAGUUGCGCUAAAGAUGUGAAGAAGAAAUAUUUGAUCUAGUUUUGGACCAUCCAUUCUUUUGUCAAUUGAAAGGUUAAUGAAAGUGACACAAAAAAAAAUAAACAAUAUUUUUCUUAAA
Pungitius pungitius (ninespine stickleback) is the source of this 4003-nucleotide messenger RNA. It is a transcript of the gene ctnnal1, whose product is annotated as catenin (cadherin-associated protein), alpha-like 1. Gene Ontology annotation, biological process: Rho protein signal transduction; cell adhesion. The transcript has 19 exons. The record is from RefSeq and is a predicted model, not a curated record. Gene Ontology annotation, molecular function: cadherin binding; actin filament binding. Bases 278 to 2545 code for a protein of 755 amino acids. NCBI's taxonomy places the organism in Eukaryota, Metazoa, Chordata, Actinopteri, Perciformes, Gasterosteidae.